GCCGGUAGGUCGUCCGUUACUUGCUCAGCGCGUUCCGAGGGGGCAUGGCGAAGACCGUGGCCUAUUUCUAUGACCCAGAUGUGGGCAACUUCCACUACGGAGCAGGACAUCCGAUGAAGCCACACCGCUUGGCACUGACCCACAGUCUGGUGCUGCACUAUGGACUCUAUAAGAAGAUGAUUGUAUUUAAGCCAUACCAAGCAUCCCAGCAUGACAUGUGCCGCUUUCACUCAGAAGAUUAUAUUGACUUCCUUCAGAGGGUGAGUCCCAACAACAUGCAGGGAUUCACCAAGAGCCUCAAUGCUUUCAAUGUGGGGGAUGACUGCCCAGUGUUCCCAGGGCUGUUUGAAUUUUGUUCUCGAUAUACUGGGGCCUCCUUGCAAGGAGCAACACAACUGAAUAAUAAGAUUUGUGAUAUUGCAAUAAACUGGGCUGGAGGCCUGCACCAUGCUAAGAAGUUUGAGGCUUCUGGGUUUUGUUAUGUUAAUGACAUCGUGAUUGGCAUUUUGGAGCUUCUCAAGUAUCACCCACGUGUACUUUACAUCGAUAUAGAUAUUCAUCAUGGAGACGGUGUUCAGGAGGCUUUUUACUUGACAGACCGUGUCAUGACAGUGUCUUUUCACAAAUAUGGGAACUAUUUCUUCCCUGGUACAGGUGACAUGUAUGAAGUUGGGGCUGAGAGUGGCCGCUAUUACUGCCUGAACGUACCUUUGCGCGAUGGCAUUGAUGACCAAAGUUAUAAACACCUCUUCCAGCCAGUCAUUAACCAAGUAGUAGAGUUCUAUCAGCCCACGUGCAUAGUGCUGCAGUGUGGUGCUGAUUCCCUAGGCUGUGAUCGUCUUGGUUGCUUUAACCUCAGUAUAAGAGGACAUGGGGAGUGUGUGGAAUAUGUAAAGAGUUUCAACAUUCCCCUUCUGGUGUUAGGAGGAGGUGGCUACACAGUUCGCAACGUGGCCCGAUGCUGGACUUAUGAAACAUCGUUGCUUGUAGAUGAAGCUAUUAGUGAGGAGCUUCCAUAUAGUGAAUACUUUGAAUACUUUGCUCCAGACUUUACUCUCCAUCCUGAUGUCAGCACUAGAAUUGAGAAUCAAAACUCAAGGCAGUACUUAGAUCAAAUCCGGCAGACCAUAUUUGAGAAUUUGAAGAUGCUGAAUCAUGCACCCAGUGUCCAGAUCCAUGAUGUCCCUUCUGAUCUGCUAAGCUAUGAUCGCACAGAUGAACCUGAUCCAGAAGAGAGAAGUUCAGAGGAUAACUACAGCAGGCCAGAGGCUUCCAAUGAAUUCUAUGAUGGUGACCAUGAUAAUGAUAAAGAAAGUGAUGUGGAGAUAUGAUGCCUGAAUCAUGCACAUUUGGACUAUAUGGAGUUCACUGUCUGGACAGUGGUCCUCUAAGGAAGCAGCAGUUUCCCGUAGAAAGCCUCUGCCCUUCCCGCCGGUUGCUUGAAGUGAAGGCAGCAGGACUGCUGAGUCAUGCAGUUACCCCGGAGCAAAAGGCAGCGGAGAGGUUCCCCCUCCAUUGCCUCUGUUCCCCUCAAGACUGUGCUCUGCCACUGUCUGUGGAAAUAGAAGUUCGUAAUAUUAGGUCCACGCAAGUCUGUUUUGCUGCUGUGCGACCAACUUCAGGUCUCAUUCUGCAGGGACUUCUGACUUGUUUUGAUACAGAUUGUCAUUCUGCUGAUUUGAAAUCCACAGUGAAAAGGUCAUUUAUUUGCCAGAUUUUGAGCCAAUCUGCAGUAUCACGGAUAAAAUGGAGAACCAGAUAAUGUUGGUUAAUAUUUUGCUGAGAUGUAAUGGAGGGACCUACGUACGUGGGGCUAAUCCAACAGUUCCAGCUCAUUUAGUUCAUAGCUUUCUUCCUGAGUUGUCUUUGUAGCAUUUUCCCCUCUAAAUCAGAAUGUACUGAAGACUCUUUAUCUGUAUGAGUAUUUUGAGGGACAGAAGGCUAGGACGAUCUUGUCAGUGGUGAAUUUAAUUCUGCAUGUGUGGCACAUUUCCAUGAUUUUUUUUACACUAAAGCACCUAUCCAUAGCUCAGUGCACCCAAUAGUUCAGGGUGGGCAGCUGUUUUGGGCUACAACUCCCAUAAUCCUUCACCAUUGGCUGUGCUGCCUAGGGCUGAUGGGAGUUGUAGGCUGGAGGGCCAUAAGUUGCCCACUCCUGCCCUAGAUAGAUCAAUCCUGCAUAGAUUUACAUCUUUGUCUUAGUGGAGGGGCAAGCUACUUCUCAAUGGAGCGCUCCCUUGACUGUGGGGACAAAUGUUAUCUUCAACAUCUCCCUAUUCCUGAACUACUUCCAUCUCUGAAUACAAUAUGUGGUGAAUCCUGCCUUUCAAAUACAGGCCUUACACAGAGGCUUGGACCCUAAGAUAAGUUCAUGGAAGGAAAAUUUCCUGUCCUUUCUUCCUUGCAACCUGUCUCCAAUUAUUCAGGAAAGGUCCUGGCUUUUGUGGGGGGAGGGAGGAGAGGAGAGGAUGGAAAACUUCCCUUCCAUAAUUUAAGUAAAACUUAAGUUAGGAUCCAAACUAAAGUUUAGAAGUCUGCAGAUUCUCUUUCCCCAUUGGCGCCAUAGACCUUGACGCAAUGUGGGCCUCGCUAUGGCUGUGGUUUCAAGCUGUGUGUGUUGGAGAUAAUUGUUAGUGUUGUUGUGAGGACUUCAUUGAAGCUAAAAUGACAGAACAGCAAUUGACCUUCUUUUCCUUAUGCUAUAUUUUACUUAUGUGUUUAAAAUAUUAAAUGACAGUAUAGUAUUUUUUUU
Messenger RNA from Elgaria multicarinata webbii, 2752 nucleotides. It is a transcript of the gene HDAC3, whose product is annotated as histone deacetylase 3. The transcript has 15 exons. Gene Ontology annotation, molecular function: histone deacetylase activity. Bases 45 to 1331 code for a protein of 428 amino acids. Gene Ontology annotation, cellular component: nucleus. Lineage: Eukaryota; Metazoa; Chordata; Lepidosauria; Squamata; Anguidae. The record is from RefSeq and is a predicted model, not a curated record.